CCUCCGUUGCGAGCUUCGUCCUCCUUUCUUAUUUCAUUUCAUUCGUUCCCCAGAAACUCUCCUCAAUCUCCGUUUGUGGCUUUGUUUGUUUGUUUGUUUGUUUAAAAUUGCGUCUGUUUGGCCAUGGGUGAGACGCUCUUGCCAGCAAUCGGGACGGAGAUUCUGAUUCCGGCGUGUUCGUUGGUGGCAAUUGCCUUCGCGCUGCUCCAGUGGCUCAUCGUCUCCCGAGUCAAGCUCUCCCCGGGAGGCCUUGACUCCGCUGGUGCCAACAGUGGCUCCGGCAAGAAUGGCUACGCCGAAUACCUCAUCGAGGAAGAGGAUGGCCUCAACGAUCACAGCGUCGUCCUAAAGUGCGCUGACAUCCAGAACGCCAUCUCCGAAGGAGCAACCUCCUUCCUAUUUACGGAGUAUAGGUAUGUUGGUAUUUUCAUGGUGGCUUUUGCUGCAUUGAUAUUCCUUUUCCUUGGCUCUGUGGAGGGUUUUAGCACAAGCAACCAGCCUUGCACGUAUGAUGCAACCAAGCUGUGCAAGCCUGCUCUUGCGACUGCCAUCUUCAGUACUGUAUCAUUCAUGCUUGGUGCUUUCACUUCAGUGGUUUCUGGCUUCCUCGGGAUGAAAAUUGCUACCUAUGCAAAUGCCAGAACCACCUUGGAGGCAAGAAAGGGUGUUGGAAAGGCAUUUAUUAUUGCUUUCAGAUCAGGUGCAGUCAUGGGCUUUCUCCUUGCUGCCAAUGGUCUUUUGGUGCUUCACAUUACCAUCAAUCUCUUUAAGCUGUACUAUGGCGAUGAUUGGGGGGGCCUCUUUGAGUCUAUAACUGGUUAUGGUCUUGGUGGAUCUUCUAUGGCUCUGUUCGGCAGAGUUGGUGGGGGUAUCUAUACUAAAGCUGCUGAUGUUGGUGCUGAUCUUGUUGGCAAGGUUGAAAGGAACAUUCCUGAAGAUGACCCUAGAAAUCCAGCUGUCAUAGCUGAUAAUGUUGGUGAUAAUGUUGGGGAUAUAGCUGGUAUGGGAUCUGAUCUUUUUGGCUCAUAUGCUGAGUCCACCUGCGCUGCCCUGGUUGUUGCAUCUAUCUCCUCUUUUGGGAUCAAUCACGACUUUACUGCAAUGCUAUACCCUCUCAUUGUUAGUUCUGUGGGUAUCCUUGUUUGUUUGAUCACCACUUUAUUUGCAACGGAUUUCUUUGAAAUCAAGGACGUGAAAGAAAUUGAGCCAGCAUUGAAGAGGCAGCUCAUCAUUUCCACUAUUUUGAUGACCGUUGGGGUUGCAAUUGUUAGUUGGAUUGCACUCCCAUCUUCCUUCACCAUCUUCAACUUUGGAACUCAGAAAGUUGUGAAGAAUUGGCAAGUGUCCUUGUGCGUCGCUGUUGGUUUGUGGGCUGGGCUUAUUAUUGGAUUUGUAACUGAGUAUUACACUAGCAAUGCAUACAGUCCUGUUCAAGAUGUUGCUGAUUCCUGCCGGACUGGAGCUGCUACUAAUGUCAUUUUUGGCCUUGCAUUGGGCUACAAAUCGGUCAUUGUUCCUAUCUUUGCAAUUGCUGUUAGCAUCUAUGUUAGUUUCAGCUUUGCUGCUAUGUAUGGUAUUGCUAUGGCUGCCCUAGGAAUGCUGAGUACCAUAGCUACUGGAUUGGCCAUUGAUGCAUAUGGUCCAAUCAGUGAUAAUGCUGGAGGCAUUGCUGAGAUGGCUGGCAUGAGCCACAGGAUCCGAGAGAGGACUGAUGCCCUUGAUGCUGCAGGGAACACCACUGCUGCUAUCGGAAAGGGCUUCGCAAUUGGUUCAGCUGCUCUGGUUUCCCUGGCCCUCUUUGGUGCUUUUGUGAGCCGUGCUGGAAUCUCAACAGUUAACGUAUUGUCUCCGAAAGUGUUCAUCGGUUUGCUUGUGGGAGCAAUGCUUCCUUACUGGUUCUCUGCCAUGACGAUGAAGAGCGUGGGAAGUGCAGCUCUGAAGAUGGUUGAGGAAGUGCGCAGGCAAUUCAAUACCAUCCCAGGUCUCAUGGAGGGCACUGCCAAGCCUGACUAUGCUACCUGUGUUAAGAUCUCCACUGAUGCUUCCAUCAAAGAGAUGAUCCCACCUGGUGCCCUUGUCAUGCUCACACCCCUUAUUGUUGGUAUCCUUUUUGGUGUGGAGACUCUCUCUGGUGUCCUUGCCGGAUCCCUUGUUUCUGGUGUUCAGAUUGCUAUCUCUGCAUCCAACACUGGUGGCGCCUGGGACAAUGCAAAGAAGUAUAUUGAGGCUGGUGCUUCAGAGCAUGCAAAAACCCUUGGUCCAAAAGGAUCAGAUCCACACAAGGCAGCUGUUAUUGGUGAUACUAUUGGGGACCCACUCAAGGAUACAUCUGGACCAUCUCUUAACAUUCUUAUCAAGUUAAUGGCGGUCGAAUCGCUCGUGUUUGCUCGCUUCUUUGCUACACAUGGUGGCCUUCUCUUUAAGAUCUGAAACAAGAGGAUGAGAAAAAAACACAAGGGUUGGGGGAUGAUUUGAUCAUUUGACCCUUCUGUUAUGAUCUUCAUCUUACACCUUUUGUCUUCCAAUGGCGCAUGCAUAUCAUUCUCUGCCGAUUCUUCUUUCUCUUGGUAUUUUCCCUUGCAAAAAUUAUAACCCAGUGUCUAGAACAUUUUAGCUUUUGAAAAAAAUCUCUCCCUCAGAGUGGGACCGGCAGAGAAAAUUUCUCCUUUUCAGGAAGGUUGAUGACGAUGAUGAUGAUAACGAUGAUGUGGUAGUGUUCAAUCUUAACAUGAGUUGGAACUCUGCUAUGUUAUUCAUUAUGCUUCAUAGUGAGACAGAUUAUUGCUUCUUUCC
Molecule: messenger RNA, 2793 nt
Organism: Juglans regia (Persian walnut)
Lineage: Eukaryota; Viridiplantae; Streptophyta; Magnoliopsida; Fagales; Juglandaceae
Product: pyrophosphate-energized vacuolar membrane proton pump-like
Exons: 8
Coding region: 124-2430 (768 amino acids)
Biological process (GO): proton transmembrane transport
Cellular component (GO): membrane
Molecular function (GO): diphosphate hydrolysis-driven proton transmembrane transporter activity; inorganic diphosphate phosphatase activity
Source: RefSeq, a predicted model, not a curated record